AUGGAGCCACGACGUCCGAAGCACAAGCAAGCACCACGACUAGAGGUCUCACAAAACGAGCUGGAGCGAGCUCUGAAGGAUCCAAGAACGUAUGUGUUCUUAAACACCGACGCCGAGCGAGUGGCUUUUCCUAACGGUUUGGACGAUGUCGACCAACUUCACGUGGUGCACACGCACAUUUCGAUGGUUUUUAUGCUGCCUGAACGCGUGUAUAAAGUAAAAAAGCAAGUAGAUUUUGGUUUCGCAGACUUUUCAACGCUCUACAAGCGCUUCCAGGCGUGUUUUGCAGAGGUACAGCUGAAUAAAAGACUGGCACCCGACGUGUACAUGGGCGUUGUGCCUGUCUCCAUGAAGAGAGACACUCGAGAGAUUUCUGUGCGAUGUAAUGACUUCUGGACGCCAGAUAAGAGCAACGACUUGGACUGGUGGCUGAAUGAUCAGUAUGGAGAGAUCGUCGAGUGGGCGGUACACAUGGUUCGUCUACCAGACGACUGUACGCUGCUGCAUCGCAUGGAUCACGGGGAUCUGACCGAGGAUAUACUGGAUCAAGUAGCUGAAAAACUCGUCGAAUUUCACGCUAAUGCACGUCGUGGACCAAAGAUCGAUCAAUUUGGGAAAGAGCCAGUCAUCCGUCACAAUAUCGACGAGAACUUUGACCAAACGGCUUCACACACCGGAGUGACAGUAAGUGAACCGGUGUAUCGUCGAGUGAGGGAGUUAUCAUACGCGUGGUUGAAGAAACUCCGACCUACAUUCGAGUCACGAGUGGAGAAUGGCUAUAUUUGUGAUACUCAUGGCGAUCUACGACUCGAACAUGUUUACAAAAUACCUCGCUUAUCCAAGCACGGAAAGUUUGCGGUUCUGGACUGUAUCGAGUUCAAUGAGCAGUUCCGGUUCGGAGAUCCACUCUCGGAUGUAGCUUUCCUGGCUAUGGACAUUUGGCGUAAAGGUCGACCUGACCUCGCGCAUUCUCUACAGCAACAGUACCUCCUCAAGGCAGUGCAAAACGCGCCUGAAAACAACGAUCUAUUUGCAUUUUACGCUGCGUACCGUGCCGUGGUACGUGCUAAAGUGUGCGGUUUCCGAGUCAUGGACCCCACUCUGUCAAAUAGACGCCGUGCAGAGGAAACUCAACAUGCACGUUGCUACUGGCUAGUAGCUCUCGAACUGUUGAGUCCUCCUGCACAACGACCAUGUCUGGUCCUUGUUGGGGGCCUGCCAGCAAGUGGCAAGUCGAAUUUAUCCAAAAUGCUAGCAGAAAGUGACAGUAGUCUAGUAUGGCUACGCUCAGAUGCAAUUCGCGAUGACAGCCUUGAAGAAGGGUUGUAUUCUCCGGAGAUGACACGUCGCACUUAUGAUGAAGUAUUGCAGCAGUGUGUUAAGCAUUUACGUAAAGGAGAGCGUGUUGUAGUCGACGCAACUUUUCGAGACCCAGUUCAACGCCAGAGAUUUAUUACCACUGCUCGCACUGAAGGUGCUCUGUUUGCAUUUAUCAUGUGCGAAUGUGACCGGGAGAUCAUCAAAGGUCGAAUGCUGGCUCGAAAGAACGACAUGUCAGACGCCACGUGGGAAGUUUAUGAGUACAUGGAGCGAACGUGGAGUUAUCCUGAACGUGAUACGAUGACUGAAUGCACAGUCGUGAACACGGAAAAGGAGAGAGAACUGACGCUACGUCGUGCCCAGCUCUUCCUACGCAAGAUUGGACUUUUGUAA
Molecule: messenger RNA, 1713 nt
Organism: Phytophthora infestans T30-4
Lineage: Eukaryota; Oomycota; Peronosporomycetes; Peronosporales; Peronosporaceae
Exons: 2
Coding region: 1-1713 (570 amino acids)
Source: RefSeq, a predicted model, not a curated record